GCGGGGCCUGCCUCACGCUCGACCCAGUUUGAAAGUGAACCAACGGCUCCAGUCGCAGCUCCAGCCCCCAAACAACAACAAGAACCCGGAGAACCUUUAGAACCCGACCCGGUCCCAGCCCGCCUCACCUGCAGUCGGCCCUCCUGACCAGCCGCCACUAUGAUGCGCAAAGACAUCAACAAGCCGAAGGGGAAGACGUCGGCGUACGCCUUCUUCGUCCAGACGUGUCGAGAGGAGCACCGCAAGAAGAACCCUGAGCAGUCGGUCAACUUCGCAGAGUUCUCCAAGAAGUGCUCCGAGAGGUGGAAGGCUCUGUCUCCCAGCGAUAAGAAGUGCUUCGAGGACAUGGCCAAGGCCGACAAGGUGCGCUACAACCGGGAGAUGAAGGACUACAUCCCCCCCAAAGGCUUCGGAAAGAGGGGCCGCAAGAGGAAAGACCCCAACGCCCCCAAAAGACCCCCGUCAGCGUUCUUCGUGUUCUGCAGUGAGUACCGUCCCAGUGUGAAGCAGCAGUAUCCUGGCCUCUCUAUAGGAGACUGCGCCAAGAAGCUGGGAGAGAUGUGGAGCAAGCUGUCCCAGUCUGAGAAGCAGCCCUACGAGGAGAAGGCCCAGAAGCUCCGGGAGAAAUACGACCGGGACAUGGUGGCGUACCGCGGCGGCGGCACCUACGCCAGGAACCCCAGCUCUUCAGCUCAGGGCGGAGAGGAGGAGGAGGAGGACGAGGGCGAGGAUGAAGAGGAGGAGGAGGACGACGACGAGUAGAGAGAGAGACUGAGAGUGUGUUAGAGAGAGAGAGACAGGUAGGUGUGUGUGUUUCAGAGUGAAGGUCAGGGGCGGAGCCUAACAGCAGAUACACUUCCUGUUCCUCCAUUAGUGUGCGCCUCCCAACACCGUCCCCUCUAAUAUAACAGUUCCACCUGAGAGGAAGCACGCUGCCACUUCCUGCUGCAGCUGAUGGUAGGGAUGGAGGAGGAAGAGGAGGAGGAGGAGGAGACAGGUGAGCUCAGCUUUACAUCAGCAGCAGCUUCCUGUCUGACAGCUGAGACAUGAGCAGGUCAGAGUUUAAGAAUCAAGAAUCAAGAAUGCCUUUAUUAGUCCCACAAAUGGGGAAAUUGCAGUUAACAGAACAUCCAUCCAAAACAAAAACAUAACACAGACAGGGGG
This is a messenger RNA of Archocentrus centrarchus (flier cichlid), 1164 nucleotides long. RefSeq names its product high mobility group protein B2-like. The transcript has 5 exons. NCBI's taxonomy places the organism in Eukaryota, Metazoa, Chordata, Actinopteri, Cichliformes, Cichlidae. Gene Ontology annotation, biological process: regulation of transcription by RNA polymerase II. The record is from RefSeq and is a predicted model, not a curated record. Bases 160 to 762 code for a protein of 200 amino acids.